This is a messenger RNA of Ectocarpus siliculosus, 1969 nucleotides long. The record is from the annotation of a GenBank genome assembly. NCBI's taxonomy places the organism in Eukaryota, Phaeophyceae, Ectocarpales, Ectocarpaceae.
AUGCCGAGAUUUCCCCUGGCUCACAUAUCUUGGCGGAAGGCUCUGCAGGACCGCCGCAAGCGAGUGGCGCUUACCGUGGCGGAGGGGUUGGCCGCGGAGGACCACGAAGUAACAGAGAGGGCGGAAGGCGCACAGGUUUUCCGGGCGGCUCGAUUCUGGGGGCGGUCUGCAACGAUUUAUUUGUCCUACAAGAAGAUGCAGGCCAAGUGCGCUCUGGAGCUACCCAGGGUGGCAAAUUUAGAGGAGCGGGAGCUCAAGAGGAAGGAGUGGUGGGACGGCAUCCACGAACUCAACAGCGAUCGCAUGCUGAAGCUUUGCCUGGACCUCCGAGGGUUCUACCUCAAGUCGGGACAGUUUCUGGGGACGAGACACGACUUCAUGCCCAAGAUAUUCCUCCGAAAGCUCGGCAAACUCCACGACGACGUGCCCCCCAUGGCUGCGAGCCAUGUUUCGAAGGUGCUGGCGCGGGAGCUGGAUGUGCCUGCUGAAGAGCUCUUCAGCAGCUUGAACCUCACGCACCCCAUUGGAUCCGCAUCCAUCAGCCAGGUUCACAGAGGCGUAAUCAGGGAGACCGGGGAGAAAGUUGCCGUGAAGGUGCAGUAUCCCGGGGCAGAGCGGGUCAUGAUGUCGGAUCUGCGAAACUUAAAGAUUCUGGCUUGGUUCUUGCAAAAGUUCGAGCUCAACUUCGACAUUUUGUCGAGCUUAAAAGAGUUGUCGAGACAGAUCAAGGGGGAGUUCGACUUCAGGUCGGAAGCGACGACAAUGGAUCGCAUGCACGAGUCGCUGGGGGAGCACUCGCGACGGAUAAACCUGCCCACGAGCCGCUCGUCUACCAAAAGAGUUCUAAUCAUGUCCUACCUGGAGGGGGAGUCUUUGGCCCAGCUCAAGCGUGGUGGCAAGGAGCGGUUUAACGCCGCUCGGAAGCGAAUCGGGAAGAGUCUGCUGCACGAGCUUGCGGACGCCUGGGGCUUCAUGAUUUUCGAAGAGGGGCUGUUCAACGCUGAUCCACAUCCAGGGAACAUCCUCAUUAUGCCCGAGGAGCAAGUUGGGCCGAUCAAGCGCGGCUUUGGCUUGCUUGGGCUUCGAACGCCCAAGCUGAGAAUAGGACUGCUAGAUUGGGGACAGACGAAGGAGCUUGGGAGGCAAGAUCGGGAAAAGGUUGCCAACCUCAUCCUGGCGGUCAGCUCGCACGCCAGCCCGGACAUCGUAAGGUGUUUCAAUGGGCUGGGUGUGAAAUUGAGCAACCCCGACGACGCGGACAGCAUCGAGAAGCUGGCGCUCGUGAUGUUCGACACGCGAACGAUCAAGGGGUUGGACUUCAACCCUUUCUCGGACAACAACGUGCUCAAGCUCAACUCGGUGCUUGAGUAUCCCCAGGACCUGUACUUCAUCCUCAGAACCGUGCUCAUGUUCCGAGGAAUGGCACAGAGCCUCGGGGUGGAGUUUUCUUUGGCAGAUAAAUGGGCCCCACACGCGCGGCGAUUGCUGGCGUGUUCGGGGUAGGCUCGAUCAAAGCUUUGGUUUUGAUGUCGGGGCAAGCUUGUGAAGUACAAAACACAAAUGUAUAGGUAGGAGUUUUGGUGGACGUACCCGAUAUGCGGGAGUGCCGUCCGGCUCCCCCCCCCCUCCCCCGCCGGAUGGGAAGGGAGACCACCCUUGCAAAGAAUCCACACUUCCAAAGAAUGCUGAGUUAUGCAUGUCGAAAUAGGAGUCACGCACAUGUCGAAAUGGAACACCGGCCUGAUUUUCAUCGAUUUUCUGACGAAUUUUCCGGUCGAGCUUUGUGCCAUACGGGACUCUCAGUACUGCCGCUUUGGAAGAGAGAGUGUGGGCCUCCGACCUACCAGUUGCUGGUUCGGACGGCACGAAAAGCAACGUGUUUCGUUGCCGGGUUGUUUUGUGUUGUGGACUAUCAUAAGGGAUAAUUGCUGUGAGGAAUCCCGUAUUCGGCUCCCCGUGCAAAACCAGA